UAUAACUUAAAAAUUCAUGUGCAGAUCAGUCGCAUUGAGAUUGUCAUUUAAGUUGCGUCUCAGUGAAAUGACAGGCAAAUCACACAUAAAAAUGGACUUAAGUCACUUGCUCGUUUCAUUGACAUUGUUUUUCACAGGUUUACAAGCAGCCGAAUGGGGAUAUUGGGGAAAAAAUGGACCAGAGAACUGGCCAGGAAUUUGCACAACAGGAAAAAAACAAUCGCCAAUUGACAUUUCAACGAAAGAUGCUACAGAAAUUGAUUCCGGUCGUCUCAACUUUGAUCGAUACGAUAUACCGUUUCGUGCUACUGUGGAGAAUGAUGGACAUUCUGUGGAAAUUAAAUUGCAUGGUGUUCCGGCUCAUCUAAGCGGCGCAAAUCUGCAAUCGGAAUAUAUUCUCGAACAAAUGCAUCUUCAUUGGAGUGCUGAGCAUACCGUGGACGGUUUAGGUGGUCCUUUGGAGUUACAUUUAGUGCAUUAUGAUAAGCAAUAUGCAAAUUCCAGCAUAGCCGCUCAACAUGAAGACGGGAUUGCCGUUGUCUCGUGUCUAUUUGAGUUGAGCAAACAUGAUAAUCAACAGCUAGAGCCAAUUGUAAAAGCGACAAGAGAAAUUUUAUAUAAAGUGGGAAAGAGCACGGCGAUACAAAAAGAAUUGAUACCUCUGUCGUUCCUACCAAAGAAUUAUAAAUCAUAUUAUCAAUAUCAAGGAUCAUUAACUACACCAGCAUGUCAAGAAUCCGUUAAAUGGUUUGUUCUAGAGGAAAGAUCUCCAGUGUCGACAGCACAGGUGAACGUAUUCAAACGCCUUAAAGGCGACCAUGGCAGACAGACGUCCAAUAACAGACCCACACAGGAACUUAAUGACAGAAAAGUUUACCAUUAUUUAGGAUGAUUUGCGCGCCAAUAAGAUGAAGUUUCGAUUAAUAAGUUUUAUUUAAUCCAUUUAAAUAUAAAUCUUACUCGAUUGAUUUUAUUUAAAAAAAUUGAUUUUAUUUAAUAAAAAUUUUUUGCAAUGUUUCCUUUGAAUUGUACAUAUUUAAUCAUUUGUUUUUGUCAUUUGCACGAAACAAAUAUAUGAAUCUGAUCUUUGAUGCUCCCACUUGAGCACAAAGUAAAUAA
Molecule: messenger RNA, 1119 nt
Organism: Camponotus floridanus (Florida carpenter ant)
Lineage: Eukaryota; Metazoa; Arthropoda; Insecta; Hymenoptera; Formicidae
Product: carbonic anhydrase 2
Exons: 6
Coding region: 17-892 (291 amino acids)
Cellular component (GO): cytoplasm
Molecular function (GO): carbonate dehydratase activity; zinc ion binding
Source: RefSeq, a predicted model, not a curated record